CACUCACCACCCAUCACCAACAACCAUGGACGACUCGGGCCCCGUCGCCUCGAGCUCGACACUACACCUUCUCGACCCCGCCGGCCUCCUCUCCGCCCCCGCUCGCGCCCUCACAUCCGAAGUAGUCCUCGCCUCCCUCGAUGCCCUCCCCCCUGUUGUGCGCCUCAUCACGGCCGCCAACCUCGUCCUCUCCGGACGAGUGUACGACCAGACACUCCUGCGCCGCGUGAUCGAUGCAGGCUUGAAUGCUGGAGAGGAGGAGACUCUACUUCUCGAGGGCGAUGUGCGCGCGCGUCUCGAGUCAGCGACGAAAGCGCCGGGCGGGUGGGAAGGGUGGGGCCUCGCGGACGUGUUCGAGGCAACUGAGGCCGCCGUGCAGGACAGUGCGCGGAGAGAGCUUGUGCGCGCCCUUGCAAUUCUGGCGCAGGCCCGACGGCGGCUCGAUACCUAUGACGCCUUCUGUCCUCCACGCACCGCGGCGUCAGCAGCGACGAAAACGCCGACGAUCGAGGACAUCGAGCUCGACGACCCAUGGGGCGAGGACGACGACGGCGACAAUGUACCGCCCAUGCUCGACGAUCCGUGGGCUGACCAAGCCUCGGAACCACCCACGCCCCCGCAGCCCCCCAAACCCCUCCCCGAACCCUCCGAGCCGCCAAUAGACCCCAGCACCUUUGUGCUGCAGCCCAUCACGCUGUCGGCGCUCAAUUUCGCCACAGUCGCGGACGUGCGCGCGCUGCGCAUCGUGUGCCAGCGCCACGGCUCAGACCUGUAUCCGUACCGCCUGGCGAUUGUUGAAGCGAUCCCCGGCUGGGUCUCGCCUGCCGAGGACGACGUGCAGAACCUCCUCCCCGGCGUGUGGGAGGACAGCGAGCACGAGCGCUGGCCGACCGGGCGGCUCGAGCACGAGAACACACUUCUUGACGCCCUCGCCACAAAAUACGGACUGUACGCACUCAACCCUCCGCCCGCCGCCCUCCUGCCCCCCGCCCACCCCGAGCCGCUGACCUCUGAGGCCUUGAGCGCAUGGUACGCCGUGCGCGUGGGCAGCCUCGACGCCCUGGGCCUCCUCGACGCGCAGCUCGCAUGGGUGCAGCACGGCGCGGCGCUCGGUGUGCCCGCGCUCGACGCGAUCGGGGAGGACCUCAGCCUCCUCUCGCGCCUGAUUUACGACGCCAACCUCUCCCCCGCCGAGCUCGGGCGCUGGAACCUCGCGACAUGGAGAGCGGCGCAGCCCGAAGCCAUUGUGCGCGCCUACCUCGCCAACUCGACGCCAGCCAGCAUCGUGGGCGACAUCCGUCGCCUCGUCCUCCCCUACCUCUACGUGCUGGAGAGCCGUGCCGAGCGGGCUGGCAAGGCGGACGCCGGCCUCGUGGAGCGCAUGCUCGACGGCGCAAUCCUCGACCUCUCGCUGCACCUCGCGCUCCCCUGCUUCGAAGCGAGCAAAGCGACGCUGCCCGCCUCCCAACGCCUGAUCAAAGACGACCAAUCCGUGGCACGCCUAGCCCUGGCCGUGCUGUACGGCAGCGACGAGAGCGCGUGGCCGACCAUGUCGGCGAUCUUUGAGUGUCUGCCCGUGUGGGACGUGGCGGGCCGGGACGCCGACAGCGACCGCGAAGCGAUGGAGACGACGCUCGACUCGCUCGCGGCCUUCGUCCGCCCCACCGUCGCCGGCGAAACACACGACGCCCGCGCCCUCUUCUACUUCUUCAAGCCGCUGCCCUUCUCGUCCCUCUCGCGCGCGCUCGACAUCCUCGACGUACACCUCGAAAGCGGCGAGAUCCUCGCGCGCCACGACGUCCGCGUGCGCAUGCGCACGCUCCUGCAGUCGGCGCGCGACAAGGCCGAGCAGCGCACCCUCGCCGAGAAGAUGGUGCGGCGCGCGCGCCCCGACGAGCGCCAUUGGCUCGCGCUGUGGGAGGACAUGGGCCGCCUGCGCGGCGGAGAAGACACGCUGCUCCGCGGCGCGUUUGGUAUGCUCGAGCACGAGGAGGUCAUGCGCAUUUUCUUGCACGGCCUCUUGAGUUCGGGGAACUUUGCCGUCGCGAAAAAGGUCAUCCGUCGCCUGGAGCCAGAGGAGCUCUUCACCCCCGCAGACCUCGAGGAGAUUGUGCUCACCACGUCCAAAGAGUUCUACAUGCGCGCCGAGACGGGCAACAUCCACACGGGGGAUAUGAAGUUGGCUUACGAGUGCCUCUCCGUCGCGCCCCCCUCGCCCGCAAUCCGCGCCGAACAAGACUUCGUCCAAGCCACGUCCCGCGUGGCCUCCUUCAAAGCCCUGAGCGCCCUCACGCCCGCCGAAAUCCGGUACACCCCGAACAAGCUCGACCUCGUGCGCCGCGUCCUCGCGACCGACGACGCCUACCGGCACGCGGGCAUCAUCAUGGACCUGACCGCCAAGCUGGGAUACACGACGCCGGCGCCGCGCGCCAAAGUCCUCCGGAUGCUGGUGGACGCCGCGAUCGCGCAUUCCGACUGGGCGGUGGCGAAGGAGCACGUCGACGCCAUGGUCGCGAUGGCCGAGCCCGACUUGGGCGACGCGGAGGCGGCAGACGGGUGGGGGUGGGACGGGGACGGGGACGGGGACGGGGACGGGGACGAGGGCGAGGCGGUCUCGAAGACAGAUGCGGUGGGCGACGACGCCGCCGCAGUCCGCGACGUCACGUACCGCGCCUGCGUCGCGCUCGGCACUUCGAUCCCCGACGUCGGCGCGCGCCUCGCGCUCCUCGCGCAAGCGGUCGCGCUCGCGCCCGCGGCCGAGCUCGCAUCCAUCCUCCCGCUGUACCAUGAUCUCGAGGCGCAGGUCGCCGCGGACCCGGCGCUCCUGCGCCCGACUUCGCCGUCCGCGUCCGCGUCAGCGCCCGCGUUCCCCGCCCUCUCGUCCCUCCCCGUCGACACGGUAUUGGGGUCGCGGCGCGCGGCGAAGGCCGCGCGCAUGGCGUUCGACCUCGCCGGCCUCAACAUCCCCAGUCUGCGGCCGGGGAGCGCCAAGGGGAAAGUCGCGUCGCCGGUCGAGCGUACCGCGAGCAGGGGGAGUAUGGAGCGGCCGAGGGGCAGCUUUGAGAGUGGGAGGGGAGACGCCGCCGCACUCUUCGAUAGCGUCGACGAGCCGAGUGUGCGUGCCGGCGCGCGGCGCGCGCUCGUCAAAGGCGUCGGGUGGUUGUUGGGCGCCGACGAGAGCGAGCAGAUCUUGUAGCAGCAUACAUGAGGUAGUAAUGCAUAUGCAUGUGUACAACUGU
Molecule: messenger RNA, 3239 nt
Organism: Cutaneotrichosporon oleaginosum
Lineage: Eukaryota; Fungi; Basidiomycota; Tremellomycetes; Trichosporonales; Trichosporonaceae
Biological process (GO): retrograde vesicle-mediated transport, Golgi to endoplasmic reticulum
Cellular component (GO): Dsl1/NZR complex
Molecular function (GO): SNARE binding
Source: RefSeq, a predicted model, not a curated record